AAAGAAGAAAUAAAUCCAAUGAACCCACCACCUCCUCUACAACCCCCUCACCUUCCUCUCUACUAAUAAACCCCCAUCCUCCACUUCCCUACCCCUCAAGAAACCCACAGCCAUGGACUGGUACUCUUGGCUCUCCAAAUCCAAUCUUGAGGAUGGCCUUAUCUAUGAGUAUUCACUCCUCUUCUCUCACAAUGAGCUUGAGGAAGAGGACAUCAUCCACUUCAACCAUGAGUUCCUCCAAAGCAUGGGCAUCUCUGUAGCCAAGCACAGGCUUGAGAUCCUCAAGCUAGCCAAGAAGUCCAGGUCUGCAAAGCCUGUUGCUCGGCUCCUCGCUGCGAUGAAGAAGACCAAGAGGUGCCUGGUCAAGUACAUCCACUCAUUGGUCCAUCGAGAUAAUUCGGCCAUCGUGGUCGUCCCGAGGCCUUCAUAUGGUGGUGCAAGGUGGAAGGGAGCCAUGCUGAAGAGGAACAAGAGGCUGGCACUAUUGAAGCAGGGAAGGCUGAUGCUCACCGAGGGCGGUGUCCAGGUUGCCAGACCAAAUUCUGUCUCCCAUAACGCAAGCCCAAUGGUGUACAACCACCAUAAGGAAAGUGAGAAAGGUGGUGAUGAAGAUGGCUAUUGGGGGAACAGCACUGAGGAGAUUAGGUGGGACUCCAUGUUUCAGGACUUGAAGCCAACUUGAGCACAUGAAGAGAGCUUUUCCUAGUGUCUUUCAGAAGGCUUUUGUUGGCUUUGCUUUUCAGGAGCCAUGAGAGAUUGCUUUACUUUGGAGGUUUGUCCACUUUGCAUUUGUGCUUUGCUUUGGCUGUUUGGUUUUCUGAUUGUGAGAAGAUAAAAUCUCAAAGUUGUGGGAGAGAUUAUUAGAGUUUAGCUACACAUAUAUGAACAUAUGUAUGUAUGUAUGUAGUAUUAGGGGAAAAGGUCUGUUCUCAUAAUUUCUUUGAUGUAUUGCUUCAGUCUCCUCUCUCCCAAAAGUCCAAGUCAACUUGGUGGAGUCAAUCACCCACCUCAGAUAGACUUGAUUGAUAGAAAUGGUUGUUGAGAGUAUUCAACCAUCCAUACAUUAGAUUUGGUAUAAA
This is a messenger RNA of Elaeis guineensis (African oil palm), 1079 nucleotides long. RefSeq lists its product as uncharacterized. Lineage: Eukaryota; Viridiplantae; Streptophyta; Magnoliopsida; Arecales; Arecaceae. The record is from RefSeq and is a predicted model, not a curated record. Gene Ontology annotation, molecular function: protein binding.